AGCAUCCAUACUUCAUUCCUACAACGCAAACAUGUCAACUACAGAAAAACGCUGCAAAAUAUGCAGAAGGACCCUGGUUAAGUUGUCUAAUUCGCAAUAUGCACCAUGUCCGGUGUGUGGAACUGUCAGCCUUUUUUACAGAAAGCUCAAGGUCCCUGUUCUCAAACGAAUUGAACAAAUUACCAAUGUAGUCGACGAUCUUCAACGAAACCCCUCUCAGACAUUGUCGAGGUUACCACGUUUUUCUCAAAUCAGUAUCAAACAACAAACACAAACACCUCUGGUGCAAAAAAGGAAGAAGGCUGUUUUAUGUGGUGUGACCUACAAAGGCCAUAGCAAGAAACUUGAAGCCAGUGUUCAUAAUGUAAGGAGCAUGCAACAACUACUUGUGAACAAACUGGGUUUUCUGAAUGAUUCAAUCCUCGUCCUUACAGAAGAGGAAUCCGAUCGCUCUAGGAUUCCAAAAAAACGUAACAUACAAGAGGCAUUACGCUGGCUAGUCGAAGGUUGUAAAUCUGGGGACUCGUUGAUAUUCUACUAUUCAGGGCAUGCAUGCAAAGUUCCUGAUGAAGAUGGAGAUGAGAUUGAUGGGUAUGAUGAAGCGUUGUGUCCUCUUGACUAUAGAGUGGCUGGAGUGAUACUUGAUGACGAAAUCAAUGCCACCAUUGUAGCACCACUGCCUCAUGGAGUAACACUUCAUAGUGUUAUUGACACUUGCUUCAGUGGAACUGUGCUAGAUUUGCCCUUUCUUUGCCAGAUCAACCAGGAUGGACUAUAUAUGUGGGAAGAGCACCAACUUAUAAAUAAAGGGACUCAAGGAGGCAAAGCACUGUGUAUUAGUGCAUGUGCAGAUAACCAGAACUCAGCGGAUACAUCGGCUUUCACAGGCAAUGCUAUAGGUGCAUUAACUUUUAGCUUCAUCCAAGUUAUUGAAACCGAAAGCAAAUUGACCUAUGGAAGGUUACUUAGCUCAAUACGCAAAAAAGUUCAUUACGCUCAACAAAUGGUGGGGCGGUUUGUACCAUUUGCAUCUUCUAUGUCUCAGGAGCCUCAACUAUCAUGUUCAACAAGAUUUGAGAUUUAUUCGGAGCCUGUUAUGAUGUAAAGUAUAAGUAUAAUUCUACCAGAGAUUAAAUGGAGAUAAGAAAAACAAUUUAUGAAAAUUUACUACUAAGUUGUUAAGUUUUAAGCUAAAUUUGGAGGUCUUAUCUAUAAUUGAGUCAUAGUGAGGUAGUUACUCACCUAAAUUGUCAUCUUUCAAAAGGUCAAACCGACAUUUCAAAAAGGUGUAAUGGUUUAUGGUAUAUUUCCAAUAAUAAAUGGUAUGUAUGAGAUGAACAAA
Messenger RNA from Lactuca sativa (garden lettuce), 1342 nucleotides. RefSeq names its product metacaspase-1. Gene Ontology annotation, cellular component: cytoplasm. Gene Ontology annotation, molecular function: cysteine-type endopeptidase activity. Lineage: Eukaryota; Viridiplantae; Streptophyta; Magnoliopsida; Asterales; Asteraceae. Gene Ontology annotation, biological process: proteolysis. The record is from RefSeq and is a predicted model, not a curated record.